CAAAUGGUGUUUCUGUCACGUGAUACUCUUUUAGUAGUUGUUCCUGCUGAACCAGCAACCUAAGAUUCUGUCACGAAACCUGUGGAUGGUCGGAAUCUGAAAGAAAAUGAAGAACCUCAGAUAUUGUUUCAGUUGGGCAUUUGUGAUUAUCUUCAUUCAUGUAAAUGUACUUGUCACUCCAUAUCUCACUCGUGCAGAAGGGUUUGAUUCUGUGAUCCAGCACCCACGUUCCAGGUGGAGAAGAGCACGAACUAGAUCGAAAUGGGUUCUUUAUGUCGGUGAUUAUGGUGCUAAAGGGGAUGGUCUUCACAAUGACACUGAGGCCUUCCUGGAAGCUUGGGGAAUCGCAUGUUCUCUCGCUGGAUUUAUAAAUCUUGUUUUUCCAUCUGGGGAAACUUUUCUUAUCUAUCCAGUGGACAUUGGUGGACCUUGUCGAUCUAAGAUUAUUUUGACGGUAAGCUCACAGAGUCAAAUCUCUCACAUGUUGACAAAUUCUGCUGGCAAGCUCACGGUUCUGCUCGGGGUUUCUUGUAUCCUCCUACUUGUUUCUCAAUCAGUGAUGAUUUCAUUAGACAAAAUAUCUUCGUAG
This is a messenger RNA of Vigna umbellata (rice bean), 589 nucleotides long. Lineage: Eukaryota; Viridiplantae; Streptophyta; Magnoliopsida; Fabales; Fabaceae. The record is from RefSeq and is a predicted model, not a curated record.